UUGACGCUGCUGACAGUCGCUCUUGUCGAGCCUGGGGACGGUGGAAGGUCAGUGGAUCCAGGGAAUCUGUCUAAUAGGAGCUUCUUCUCUGCCGUCCUCAGUGUCCAAACUUGAGGGAGAAUUCUGCGAUUAUAAAACAAACUGAGAGAUCCUGCACUACAGCUUUUGUUCCCAACUUCUUCUCCCUAAACAGGUUCCCUUCACUGACGAGGACACCAAAUAGUGGGGAAACGGUUUUUGUACUGUUUAUUUUUAUUUUUAAAGGUGAAGUGAUGUUGCAUAUGGCUUUUGCAGUAUUCUAGUCUACUUUUUUCACAUUGUCGGCGUGAAACAUCCUGCAUCUGCUAUCGCCCUGGCAACCAGACCUCCUCUCCAUCAUUCUCCAGCGCUUCAUCCUUCACCAUCAGCUGCAGCCUCCGAGAGAAAUCAGAACCUGCUUUUGACGCUCGUCCUUCAAGUGGAAGCAGAUUGUUUUCUUUACAGGUGGCACUUCAUAUCUAUUUUUCCAUUAUAUAUACAUAUAUAUAUAUAUAUAUGUAUAUAUAAAUUUUUUUAACUAGCAAGGUUCAUGUGUCGGAGAAGUCUUUUCUCUCAGCAUCAAAAUGCCUGUGAGACGCGGUCAUGUUGCGCUCCAGAACACCUACCUGGACACUAUCAUCAGGAAAUUCGACGAGCAAAAUCGCAAGUUUCUGAUUGCCAACGCCCAGAUGAAGAACUGUGGCAUCAUCUACUGCAACGAAGGUUUCUGCCAGAUGUUUGGUUUCGCCAGGGCGGAGAUCAUGCAGCAGCCUUGUACCUGCCAGUUCUUGGUGGGGCCUGGCACCAUGAAGAGCGCCCUGGCCCAGCUGGCACAGGCCCUGCUUGGCUCAGAGGAGCGCAAGGUGGAGAUCCUCUACUACGCUAAGGAAGGGACCUGCAGACCGUGCCUGGUGGAUAUUGUCCCUGUAAAAAACGAGGAAGGCAAUGUCAUCAUGUUCAUCCUCGACUUUCAGGAGCUGAUUGAUCGUUCUGUUAAGAAGUCAGGCCUCAGGCAGAGAGUCGCCCAAGGAUGGAUUUACUGUCAGAAUCGCAGGUUGAAGAUGAGGCUGCCGGUGCUGCGGUCCAUGCGACGACAUUCACUUUCCAAAGAUCAGUUUGAAGGAGUGGUAGUGGACUACCUGCAGCCAAACAGCGAGGAAGUCCCUCUCAAAGAGUUUCGGAUCCCGUCCAAGGAGAGCUGCAUGCAGUCUGAGACAGAAGCUCUGAUAGAACAAGACCUGGAUCCUCCCUCCCCUGUAGCCCAGUCCUCCACCAAGCAGCGCUCCCUGCUGACAGACCGGCUGGACCCCAGCAUCGCCUUCCCCAGGGGGACGUUACCUCGGAGCUGUUCUCGAGACAGUGUCCGCAGCCUCCGACGCGCCUCAUCACUGGACGACAUUGAUGGCAUCAGGGCGGAAUGGAACAGUCGACCUGGAGACCACCGAACCAACAGCAAUCUGAAGCCCAGCGCUCUGAAUUCCACGUCAGACUCAGACCUCAUGAGACAUAGGACUAUCGGCCGCAUUCCUCAGGUUACUCUCACCUUCGGCUCGGACCGGAUGAGACCUCCUUCGCCCACAGAGAUUGAAAUCAUUGCACCCAGCAAGAUAAAAGACCGAACCCAGAACGUCACAGAGAAGGUCACUCAGGUCACACAGAAAGUUAUGCAGGAGAGGAGAUGGCCAUUACACAGCAGGAAGGUAGGGCUGCUGAGGGUUUGGAGGAGCCUCCUCCUCUGCUGCUGUGGUCGACACCAGGAUGAGAGCGUGGACAUGGAGGCUCUAAUUGUCAUACCGGUGUUGUCCCUUGGUGCUGACGUGCUGCCAGAGUACAAGCUCCAGGCCCCACGCAUCCACAAAUGGACCAUCCUUCACUAUAGCCCUUUCAAAGCCGUAUGGGACUGGGUCAUCCUGCUGCUGGUCAUCUACACCGCCAUCUUUACACCCUACUCGGCCGCCUUCCUUCUCAACGAGGUGGAGGAAGAGCGGAGGAGAACCUGCGGCUACACCUGCAACCCGCUCAACGUGGUGGACCUGGUGGUGGAUGUCAUGUUCAUCGUGGACAUCCUCAUCAACUUCAGGACCACCUACGUCAACCACAACGACGAGGUGGUCAGCCACCCUGGACGCAUCGCACAGCACUACUUCAAGGGCUGGUUCCUCAUCGACAUCGUGGCUGCCAUCCCCUUUGAUCUGCUCAUAUUCCGCUCCGGGUCUGAGGAGCCUCAGACAACCACUCUGAUUGGAUUGCUGAAAACAGCCAGACUGCUGAGGUUGGUACGAGUGGCCAGGAAGUUGGACCGUUACUCAGAAUAUGGAGCUGCUGUCCUUUUCCUCCUCAUGUGCACCUUUGCCCUUAUUGCUCACUGGCUUGCCUGUAUCUGGUAUGCCAUUGGCAACGUGGAGCGCACAGGCUCUGCCCGCAUCGGAGGCAUGAAGAUCGGCUGGCUGGACAACUUGGCUGACCAGAUUGGUAAACAGUACAAUGACAGUGACGCAGCCUCUGGCCCUUCCAUCAAGGACAAGUAUGUCACAGCCCUGUACUUCACCUUCAGCAGCCUGACCAGUGUGGGUUUUGGGAACGUUUCACCUAACACCAACCCAGAGAAGAUCUUCUCCAUCUGUGUCAUGCUCAUUGGCUCUCUGAUGUACGCCAGUAUCUUUGGUAAUGUGUCGGCCAUCAUCCAGAGACUGUACUCAGGCACAGCCCGUUACCACACCCAGAUGCUGCGGGUCAAAGAGUUCAUCCGUUUCCACCAGAUCCCAGGAGGCCUGAGACAGAGGCUGGAGGAGUAUUUCCAACAUGCUUGGUCCUACACCAACGGCAUCGACAUGAACGCUGUUUUAAAGGGUUUCCCUGAGUGUCUGCAGGCUGACAUCUGCCUCCAUUUGAACCGCAGCUUGCUGCAGAACUGCAAAGCUUUUCGAGGUGCCAACAAAGGCUGCCUGCGGGCUCUAGCCAUGAGAUUCAAGACCACCCACGCUCCACCGGGUGACACGCUGGUCCACAGUGGGGACAUUCUCACCGCCCUCUACUUCAUUUCCAGAGGCUCUAUAGAAAUCCUCAGGGACAAUGUGGUGGUGGCCAUACUAGGAAAGAACGACAUCUUUGGUGAACCCAUCAGUCUGUAUGGGAGGCCAGGUAAAUCCAGUGCUGAUGUCAGGGCUUUGACGUACUGCGACCUUCACAAGAUCCUGAGAGACGACUUGCUGGAAGUGCUGGACAUGUAUCCUGACUUCUCUGACAUGUUCUGGAACAACUUGGAGAUCACCUUCAACCUGAGAGAUGCAGAUAGAAUAAACCAGCCAACCCCAACCUCUGAAUGUGGCUACCGCCGGACAAGGCAUCGGAGAAGCUCCCUGCGUCGUCGAAACCGACCAGACGGGAUGGACCGUGAGGACUCUUACCCCAAUCAGUCCUGUCCGAUUGCAAACCACCACCGGGGCACGAUGGCAGGACGCCACUGGGAAGACCUCUGCAGCAGCGCUAGUAUCUGUUCACAGUCUAGUGAUGAAGAGAUGAAGCCCAUGGGACACAGUAAGGGGGAGCUGUACCCCCCUGGGGGUGACACCAGAGACUAUCCCCCAGCAGUGGUCAACCUCCUGCCUCACAGUGGACCUUCAGCUGGGAUGGGACCACCUGUAGACCUUGGAGGACCACCAUACUCAGCAGCAGCCCCUAUUAGCAUGUCAGGCCUGUAUGGCUACUGGCCAGACCGCAGAGCCAGUCAGUUUUCAGAGAGCCAGAGACAACCGUCCUCAGUCAGGGCCAGUUUCCACCCUCCACCCUGCACUGAGGAUCGGCCCAGUGAGCUGGAGUCCAGACUGGAGCUUCUGCAGUCCCAGUUAAACCGGCUCGAGACCCGUAUGACAGCAGACAUCAAUGUGAUCCUGCAGCUCCUACAGAGGCAGAUGGCCCCGGUGCCUCCAGCCUACAGCGCUGUGUCCCCCAGCCCUCACCCGCCUCACCCGCCACACGCCACCAACCUGUACAGCACGGGACCACCCACAAUCCACACUGUCCCUCCAAUCCAGCCAGUACAGAUCGACAGCUCUGCCUCACUCCUACAGAGUCCAGACUCUGACUCCAAGCACAAAUCCAAGGACUCCCUGUCCAGCGGGAUCCAUCUCACCGUGGCCUCUGAUGACACCGUGUCCAUGUCACCGGAGGCUGACCCACCACAUCUGCCCUCUGUGUACCUCAAUCCACCUAAAUUGUUAGGGGCCCAAGAGCCUCCUGGACUGCUAUGUAGCAGCCAGCGCUUCCCCUCCCUCCCUGAGCACCUGGAGACCUCCACAGAGAUGCAGGAGAUCCAGAGGCAUGUCUCUGACCCUGUCUUGCCAGGCAGCUAGAACACCAAUCACCAACACCACCCAAAAGCCUGGUCCUUUGGACAGGACAGCCAUAUGUUCCCCGCCCUGUUACUUCCUUUUUCCUCCCUUCAAAACCUCCUCUGUCCUGUUCAGAUGCUGCUGUAGAGGUUGGGAUGCCUUGCCUUCGACGUCACUGAGGGUUCAGAGUGCCUCCUGUUUCUUACAUACAGAGUCUAAUGGCGCCCUCACAGGCUACUGUGGUUUUGUGCUCCAGCGUCCCUUCACACCCGAGGUCCUGUGCAAUGAAGAGAUUAUUCCUGCCCAGCAGGGUGGGAAGACUGUGAAAAUUUUGUUGACAGCAAACACAUACAUACAUACGCAUACAUGCGUCAUGCUGUCGUUGGAUCUGAAAGCUACACAAUCUGCAUCCCAGGCCAAGGUUUCCUUGAACAGAGGUGAAAUGUCAAGGACUACUAAUAUGUUUCACAUUAUCUACAUUCACUUUGUAUAACAAUUGCACAUUUAGACUUGAGGAAAAUGUAAUCAUUUACUUGGAACUGAAAUUAUUUUCCUAAUAUUAGAGAUGUAUUGGCUAUAUUAAGAAUGAUACAUCUAGUAAAUGUAAUAACUAUGAGUGUUAUAAGUUAGAGACUCACUAUUGCUGUUUUGGUGUAUGUUGAAAUAAUAUCAAAAGGCAUACCAUAGCUGUCUGGCACACUGUGAAGGAUGGUGGUGCAAUGGAUGUAAUUUUCAUCUCAUGUUUCAUGUUCUGACUUUUUGACAUGAAUCAACAGUACUUGUUAAACGUGUCAUUUGAUCAGGAGAAGGUAUUAUAAUGUACUCGAUCAAGCAGAGCAGAAAAACGUUAUAGUUUAUUGUACAUUUACACAUAGCUCUUACAGUUUUGUUUUGAUCAUGACUGCUUUGCUUGGUUUCCCCUGUUUCUGUGUCUGUAUAUCUGCGCUGUUCAACUCAAACAUGUGUCAACUACUUUUGCAAAGUGGCAUGGUCACAUGGUUUCAACAUCAGAAGACUUGUUCUCCUGAUCAUUUUGAUUCACAGAGGAUAGACUUUGAUACUUAGGUAAAAAUUGCAGAAGGUUGUUUUAUGUCAACGGAGUGACAAGUGAAGUGGAUGGUAACUGUCAAUCACAGACAGACGCAGAGGCGUCGUCUCAAGGCGUCCUUUGUUACAACGAUUUCACAGUUCCAACCACAGGUGAAUGUAAUGACUUUUUAAACAUUUCUAAUUCUGUAUGUUUCUUGAAGCACAAAUUCCUGUUACUUAUCUUUUUUUAGAUUAAAGACACUGCAGAGUUACACUGGGAGUUCAAAAUGCUUUUCUCUUUCAGAUUACUCAGCAAAGCACUGGGAUACUAACUGCAACACCACAUGUAAUGUCACAGAAGAAACAUUCAGCACUAUGUGACAGUUGACUAAACUCUGCAAGUGUACACUGCAACUGCAAGUCUGAUUCAACUGAUGGACUUUCUUGGGUGACUGAGAAUGUAUUUAAUGAUGGAAAUGCAGAGUUAAACCAGGAUGGGGUGUGACAUGUUAAGCAGCUGCAUUUGAUGCGGGUUGAAGGAUGAACAAACUUGAAUGACACUGUCAAGAUGGUGGUGAUGAGGAAUGACUUCUAUACAGUGGUGGAAAUUAACUUAAAAAGAUUUACUCAAUCACUGUGCUUUAAUACAUUUCUGAGAUAUGUAAA
Molecule: messenger RNA, 6044 nt
Organism: Siniperca chuatsi (mandarin fish)
Lineage: Eukaryota; Metazoa; Chordata; Actinopteri; Centrarchiformes; Sinipercidae
Gene: kcnh6a
Product: potassium voltage-gated channel, subfamily H (eag-related), member 6a
Exons: 17
Coding region: 603-4370 (1255 amino acids)
Biological process (GO): regulation of heart rate by cardiac conduction; regulation of ventricular cardiac muscle cell membrane repolarization; potassium ion transmembrane transport
Cellular component (GO): membrane
Molecular function (GO): inward rectifier potassium channel activity
Source: RefSeq, a predicted model, not a curated record